AUGACAAGGCCUGUUCACUCACAUAACUUACCUCGGAAAUCAACAAAUUUCUUUUCUGGCAAUAAAAGUGAUUGGGCAUGCGAAUUUCCGAAUACACCGUUACCAGUUACAAAUGAAAAAUCAGCAUCAACUAAUUUGGUUUAUUCUUUACCAUUGGAUUAUCAAGACUUUUCUGUAAAAAACUCCUACCAACAGAUGCUUGACAGUUUGGCUAAUGAUUCAGCUCUACAUAAGGAAAUAUCACUUGGCAAACGUGUAGGUUUUUACAAAAUUGGUCAACAGCUUGGUUCCGGAAGCUUUUCGAAAGUUAAAAUUGGGAUUCACUGUUUGACUAAUGAAAUGGUAGCAAUGAAAAUUGUGGACAAAAUGAAAAUGGACCAAAAGGCACAGAAACUUUUAGCUCGUGAGAUAACAACGAUGGAGCUCCUUCACCACCCAAAUAUUAUUCGAUUUUUUGAAUGCUUGCAAACAAUAUCACGAACUUACCUCGUAAUGGAAUAUGCGGGUGGUGGCGAAUUGUAUACUUACGUUCAUGAUAAAGGCAAACUUCAGGAAGAUGAAUGCAAAUCUCUAUUUGCCCAAAUUGUCUCGGCUGUUUUUCACAUGCAUUCAAAAGACAUUGUUCAUCGCGAUAUUAAAGCAGAAAAUGUGAUCAUUUCAAAACCAGGAUGGGUCAAACUAACCGACUUUGGCUUUGCCUGCAAAGUUAUUCCAAACAAAUUCUUAUCGACAUUUUGUGGUUCACCGGCAUAUGCUGCACCUGAACUUUUCAACAAAAAAAAAUAUUUUGGAAAGAGCGUGGAUAUUUGGGCCAUAGGUAUUUUGCUUUACUUCAUGCUUGCUGGAAAUACACCAUUCCGUGGAGAGACAAUAGUUGAUCUGACAGAUUGUGUCUUGAGAGGUAUUUAUUCUCUACCUGAUUAUCUGAGUACACCUGCACAGCUUGCAAUUAGCAGAAUGCUUGUGGCUAAUCCUCGAGAUCGAAGCACUAUCGAGGAAGUAAAAGUAAAUGAGAGAUUGUUUUUACAUCUCACUUCCUUUCAUCUUUACUUAGCAUCCAUUUGUGCAUAA
Thelazia callipaeda (thelaziosis nematode) is the source of this 1071-nucleotide messenger RNA. The record is from the annotation of a GenBank genome assembly. Lineage: Eukaryota; Metazoa; Nematoda; Chromadorea; Rhabditida; Thelaziidae.